This is a messenger RNA of Lemur catta (Ring-tailed lemur), 975 nucleotides long. Its product is annotated as histone H2A.Z. The coding region runs from base 214 to 600 and encodes 128 amino acids. Gene Ontology annotation, cellular component: nucleosome. The transcript is spliced from 5 exons. The record is from RefSeq and is a predicted model, not a curated record. Gene Ontology annotation, molecular function: structural constituent of chromatin; DNA binding; protein heterodimerization activity. NCBI's taxonomy places the organism in Eukaryota, Metazoa, Chordata, Mammalia, Primates, Lemuridae.
GGACGCGUCCCGAGGGCGGGCGGCAGUCAUUGGUGGGAUGAGCAAGCCGAGUUCCCGGAUGAGGGAACAUUCUGCAGUAUAAAGGGAGCGGGGAAGGCGGGAGACAGCGCAGUUUGAAUCGCGGUGCGACGAAGGAGUAGGUGGUGGGAUCUCGCUGUGUGUCUGAUUAGCCCUUUCUCCGCCUUCCUUGUUGGAGCUGCGGCUGAAUUCGAAAUGGCUGGCGGUAAGGCUGGGAAGGACUCCGGAAAGGCCAAGACAAAGGCGGUUUCCCGCUCGCAGAGGGCCGGCUUGCAGUUCCCGGUGGGCCGCAUUCAUCGACACCUGAAAUCCAGGACGACCAGUCAUGGACGUGUGGGCGCGACCGCUGCCGUGUACAGCGCAGCCAUCCUGGAGUACCUCACCGCAGAGGUACUGGAAUUGGCAGGAAAUGCAUCAAAAGACUUAAAGGUAAAGCGUAUUACCCCUCGUCACUUGCAACUUGCUAUUCGUGGAGAUGAAGAAUUGGACUCUCUCAUCAAGGCUACAAUUGCUGGUGGUGGUGUCAUUCCACACAUCCACAAAUCUCUGAUUGGGAAGAAAGGACAACAGAAGACUGUCUAAAGGAUGCCUGGAUUCCUUAUUAUCUCAGGACUCUAAAUACUCUAACAGCUGUCCAGUGUUGGUGAUUCCAGUGGACUGUAUCUCUGUGAAAAACACAAUUUUGCCUUUUUGUAAUUCUAUUUGAGCAAGUUGGAAGUUUAAUUAGCUUUCCAACCAACCAAAUUUCUGCAUUCAAGUCUUAACCAUAUUUAAGUGUUACUGUGGCUUCAAAGAAGCUAUUGAUUCUGAAGUAGUGGGUUUUGAUUGAGUUGACUGUUUUUAAAAAAACUGUUUGGAUUUUAAUUGUGAUGCAGAAGUUAUAGUAACAAACAUUUGGUUUUGUACAGACAUUAUUUCCACUCUGGUGGAUGAGCUCAAUAAAGGUCAUAUCCCAAA